AUGAGUCGUCUUCAGGCUGUCUUGGAUGUGAGCGAUUUCCUAUCAGACCUGCCGAGUGACCUAAAGAGCACACUUGGAUAUUCGAAAGAUUCAGACACAGAGCAAUGGUAUACGGUUUUCGCUCCUACAAACAAUGCCUGGAGGAAAGCCAAACAUGGACUGAACAAAAGUCUGAUUGAAGCUUUGGCAAGAAAUCAUGUUUUGGAUAGAAUGAUCUGUUCUGGGGCUAUCACGCGCAACUCUAACUUCUGUGGUCCAAAUUGGGCUGACAGCUGCCUGAGCAUGGGUGUCAAGCCUUCUGGAACAAAGUAUGUUGUAGACAGAUGCGGUAGCGAGGCCAGUAUCUUAAAACCGGAUUUGAUGGCGAGAAACGGUGUGGUGCAUGUCAUCGAUGGAGUGAUAUUUUCUCCAGAAUGUGAGUUCCUUAAAGUUGCUAACAAGAAUGAAAAAAAAAUUUGA
Molecule: messenger RNA, 459 nt
Organism: Protopolystoma xenopodis
Lineage: Eukaryota; Metazoa; Platyhelminthes; Monogenea; Polystomatidea; Polystomatidae
Source: the annotation of a GenBank genome assembly